AUGGCAGUUGAUGUAAGAGAGAUAUUUAAUGAUUAUAAAAAAGAAAAACAAGUUCCUCCUAAAAGAAACGCAAUGGAAGAGAUGAAAGAAAUAUUCAAGGAUGUAAAGAAACGAGUACGUCGUGAUUCAAUCAUGUCAAUAUCACAAUAUCAAAUGGAUAAAAAUGAAAAAACAAUAAUUAUUAUGUCGAGAGGAAAAUCAAUUCCUAAAUUACCUGUAGAAUGUAUGCGACGUAUAAUCAAACAUGUUGAGAAAAAACGUGACAUUCUUUCUUGUCUUUUGGUAAAUAAAUAUUGGUGUAUCAAUGUGAUCCCAUUACUUUGGGAACGACCAUUUGAUAAUGUGUCAACAGAAAAUCGAUACAAAUUAAUUCGUACAUAUAUCUCUUGUCUUGAAGAAGAGGAAAAGUCUUGCUUAAAUUAUUCAUUAAAAAAGUUCAAAUUAAAAAUUCCUUAUUCAGCAUCGGCGUUAUUUAAAUACGCGUCAUGUUUAGAAAGAUUAUCAUAUACUAGUUUAUAUAUGGCAGUUGAUUCCGGAAUUAAAAAAUAUCUUAAUGAAGAAGUUCUUGGAUACAGUAAACAUCAACAAACAAUUUUAAUAGUUGGCGCCCUCUGUCAAUUAUUUAUGCGUCAAAGUAGAAAUAUUGCUUCUUUUGAAAUAAUCAAAUUCUUUGGUAAAAUGGAUUUACCAAGGAGUUUAGUAUUCUCUAACGCCGAAUGUACUUUAUCAAAUUUAUUAAGAUUUGAAUUUGAAUAUGAAAGGGAGAUGACCAUAAAUACACUUCAACUUUUAAAAUACAUUGCUAAAUAUAGUAAUAACCUAUUAACGUUAGUUUUAAAAUUUCCUUAUUUCGUGGAUAAUAAAAUGGAGAUAGAAAUAAAUGCAAUUGCAAACAUUAUUAAUUCUCAAACCCAAUUAACCGAAUUUAACGUAUUGGGAUUAAGAUAUGGAGUAAAAACAAUUUUAUUAGCUUUAUCAUCACAAGCGAAUUCUUUAAAAUCAAUUAAAUUUAUGAAAUGUGAUUUUAAAGAUGUUGAUUUUCAACUAUUAGCCAAUUGUAAAGAAUUAAAUAAUCUUACCAUACAAUAUUGUGAAGGAUUAACCGAAAAGAAUAUUUCGAAUUUAAAUGAAUUUACUUUAAAAUCUUUUGUCAUUGGAUUUUCACCUAUUGAAUCCUCAUCUCAAAUAUUAUUAAUAUCUUUAAUUGCGGAUAAAUUUUUGAAAGAAUUAACGUUAGAUUUGGUAACACCUGAAACCAUUGAAACAAUUUUAGAACAUUGUCCUAAUUUAGUUAAACUCAAAUUAGCGAAUUAUUUUAUAAGAAGAACCACGAAAAUUGGAGAAUUAUUAAGAGGUUUAAAAUAUUUACGAGAAUUAGAAAUAUUUAUUAGUUCCAAGAAUGCGGAUUAUGAAAAUAUGAUAUUAACAUCGAAUGAUUUACCACCAUCAUUAGAAUGUUUAAUAUUAAAGUGUGGAUUUACCACGGUUCAAUUAGAUAAUUUGUUAUCAAGAUGUGAUUUAAAAACUUUGAUAGUGGAUUAUAGAAAUUUCGAUUAUUCCCAUUUUAGGGUUAUCAUCGAGUAUGCCAAGAGAAAUGAUAAUUUGGAAGUUUUGGGUAUAGGAGGUGGUGGUUCAAAAGAUUCUUUCGCUAAACGAGAAUGGAGAAUCAUAAAAAAAUUACGAAAAGAUUAUCUUGUUCGCAUAAUUCCUUUACGUGAAAUAAGUAGUUGGUAA
Messenger RNA from Diversispora eburnea, 1734 nucleotides. The record is from the annotation of a GenBank genome assembly. NCBI's taxonomy places the organism in Eukaryota, Fungi, Glomeromycota, Glomeromycetes, Diversisporales, Diversisporaceae.